UUUCCACACUAUGAUUAGUUCUGUAUAAACUGUACAGCAACUAGAGCACUUGUCAAUGUAGUCAUUUGUCCUGCAAGGGGUGCUGUACUCGACUUCUCUCUCAGUCCUACAUGCAGCCGCUCUGUAUAAUUAAAAACAAACACGCACAUUAAUGGCGUCUUUCCAGGCAGAUCAGGCAGCUGUUUUUAUCAACUGCUUUUAGUGUCGUAGCCUAGUCAUUUGCUGCUGAAGCAGCGGCAGCAUCGCCACAGUUAGCAUUUACAGUUCAUUAAUGUGGCAUAGUAAAAUUGAGGCAGCGGUGACAGAGGUGUUAUAUAACAAAUGGACGUCGCCCAGAGUAAACCGGGGAUGUUCUCGCUUCUUUUAGCUUUGUAAAUAGAAACGGCUAAUCGUUUCACCCGCCCCUGGAUGUGAAAGUGAUAGAUACCAGAAGGAUGUCACUUACCACACUGUGUUACUUUUGUAUCUAGUUAGGGGUACAUUGUAGGCAUUGCUGCUGUCAUCAUUUACACGUUUACUGAGACUGAGGAAGUAAUCUCGGCAAAGAUCCAAAGCAUCACUAACAGGCAUCUAUUUAAGGAUUCUGAACUGAUUAAGAAAGACCGACGGAAAAAAUUAAGGAGCAGUGAACCAAAGGAAUAUCGAUUGGUUUUGUGUUUUAUGUCGGAAGUCACCAGUGAAGAAGAGAAGAACUCUGAGUGGUGACCUGCAGCCACACACCAUAUUGUAUCUUUAUACUAAAAAACUAAGGUGGAAGGAUAUGGUGGAUUAGAAACUCAAGUGAACUCUCUGUACUGGGUUAAACUCAUUUCUCUGAUUGACUGUUACAGUCUCUCUGGACCAAGUGUGUCCUCAUAACAUCUCUGAGACUUUGCUCACAAUGACUACAGCAAGAUAUAGGCCUACUGGAGAUUUGGCCCUGGACCCUCUAGUGACCUGUAAACUGUGCCUUGGGGAAUUUCCAUUGGAGCAGAUGACAACAAUAACCCAAUGUCAAUGUAUCUUUUGUACACUGUGCCUAAAACAGUAUGUGGAACUCCUGAUCAAAGAGGGCCUACAAACGGCUAUUAGCUGUCCUGAUGCUGCCUGUCCAAAUCACGGCCAUUUACAAGAAAAUGAGAUUGAAUGCAUGGUUGCAGCAGAAAUUAUGCAAAGAUUCAAAAAGUUACAGUUUGAAAAGGAGGUUCUGUUGGAUCCUUGCCGGACCUGGUGCCCGUCGUCCUCCUGUCAAGCCGUGUGUCAGCUGAAAGAAAUGGAGCCCCCUGCCUUGCAGCUGGUCCAGUGCACAGCCUGUAACCUGGAGUUCUGCUCUGCCUGCAAAGCAAACUGGCACCCUGAGCAGGUCUGCCAAGAGAACGUGCCUGUGACAUCAUUCCUUCCAGGAGAAACAAGUUCAUUCUAUAAGAAUGAUGAUGAUGAUGAUGAUGAUGAUGAUGAUGAUGCUCCGAUCAAGCGAUGUCCAAAAUGCAAAGUCUAUAUCGAACGUGAUGAAGGCUGCGCCCAAAUGAUGUGCAAAAACUGUAAACAUGCCUUCUGCUGGUACUGCCUGGGGUCUCUGGAUGAUGAUUUUCUAUUGAUCCAUUAUGACAAAGGACCAUGUCGCAACAAACUUGGGCACUCCAGGGCAUCUGUAAUCUGGCACAGAACACAAGUGGUUGGUAUUUUUGCUGGGUUUGGUCUGUUGCUGUUGGUGGCGUCUCCCUUCCUCCUUCUGGCCACUCCAUUUGUCUUGUGCUGCAAAUGCAAAUGCAGCAAGGGUGAUGAUGAUCCACUGCCUACCUAGUUGGCUGGCUGUUUUCUAUUCAGAGUGGUUUGCUUCUGUUCACCAGCACUGUUUCAGCCUUACCUUGUCCAUCUUGCUUUAUAGUACAAGCUCCAGUGCUCUGCUUUCCAGAAAGGUCACCAGUGCAUUAGAGACUGGUUCAGUUCUGAAAGGAAGAGUGCAAAGAAAAAAACACAGAACAUCAAUUAAAGGGAAAACAAAAUGUGCUGUGAGAGGUCCCUUAGGAGAAUAUGAAAGGAAGGUGUCAGGCAAAACAGUUACAGAAAGAGGUACAGGUGUUGCAAGGGAUGCUGGUAGCUAUUCAUUUUCCAGCUUGGGCAAUAAUAUGGGGGAAGGGGAAGUUAACAAAAAAACAGCAAGUAAUUAUAGUAUUGCUUUUUUUUUGUAUCUGAUAUCUGUGAAUCGCAACUAAAUAAAUAAUUUCCUUAAACACACAUAGCCACCUGUUUUUUCUUUCUUUUCUUGAAGCAUAUGAUAAACAGUACAAAGCAAGUGCAUUUUACAGUGUUUUACCUUCAUGUGUUUAACCCUUUAAGUUGCAUUUUAUCCCACAAGUCAUGUGACUCGGAUACUGCCACAACCAUAAAGAGAGGCAUGUUCUGUGCACACUUCUGAAAGUCCUAAGGAUUAGGAAGCUUUGUUGAGUUGCUUACUUAACAGUCAGGCUUUGUAGCUGACUAGUAUUCUUCACCCUACAUUUAAUGACAAGGUUACUUUUCAGUACAGCAACAUGUAUGUAUUGAUAAGUGACUACAAUGCUAAACUUUGAUAUAUAUGUUGAUGUUUCUUAUUAUUUUUACAAUGCCAAGUUAAUCUGUAUUAUAUCUGUGCUCAUUUGACUUUGGAACAUCCAGUUUAACAAGGGAUAAAUAUUUCUAAAUAACUUGUUAAAACGGGGGGUAAAAUACAGCACCACUAAAUGGCCCACGUCUUUUCCCUGUGUUCUGGUUACAUUCCUUCAACCUACCACUUCUGACCAAAAUACCUCUGUUUUGUUAACAGUUGAUUUAAAAAAAAAAAAAAAAAAAAGUAUCCCUUCCGUUGAACAUGGAAAUAUCGGUAAUAAAGUGCUGGUUUUCUUUUUUUCACGAUCGAAUCCACCAUUUAAGUACGUUCUGCACAAUUUCACUGUGUCAUUACUUACUGCAUAUUUACAAUAUGUAUAUUCUGUACUGUGAUAGACAUGUUAUACGUUUGCCUGUCAUAUACUGGUUUACAUUUAAUUCCCUUUCAGCAAACUUUUAUUUUAACCAAUGACACACACUUUUAUUCAAAAGGGAGUUUAAAGCAUUUUUUUUUUCAAGUAGCCAGUGCUGAGAAUAAAGUACAGUAAAAAUACAGUGUGAUGUGGUAAGCGUUCGCAAAGGCCUUUUGAGAAAUGUAGAGGCAUACAGAAGACUAAGCUCUGGUUGACUGAAAGCCCAACAGAAGUGUAUAAUAAAGCACUAGAACUCAGAUUAGAAAGGUAGUUCACGUCCAAAAAGAAGCUACAGACAAGGUCAACUACCACACCAUCUAAUCAGGACAGUACUGAUUAGAAACUGGUAUGCAAGGCCUGUACUGCUAUUUAAACAUUUAAAUUACAUUAAGAUUAUCUACCUUUUCAAUGUUGUGAUGCUUUUCUUUUUUUUUAUAUUGGAAUGUUUCCGUAAUGGAGUAUCCUAAUUUGUGGAUGGAAGUUCAGGUUUCUAGUAAGAUAAUAGCUUUACCCUAACUAGUAAUCAUUUUGGCUUGCCUUGCCUUGCCUUGCAUGGUUAUGUUGUUAAGAUGUUUUUGCAGUAUUGUAAAAUGGAUACUGUCGUACACCAUUUUGUAAAGCUCUGUACUCUUCAGGUGUUUUCAUGCUCUGAGCAGAUAUUACACAGGAGAACAGUAAAACAACCCCCUGCAGUGUCACGUUUUUAAUCCUAGUUUGUAAUGACAUUGCAAAUAAAGAGAAAUACUCGCUUGUUUUUUUUCUUUUUUUAAUAAAAGUCCUGUCGUCAUGCUGAAGUAGAUAAUUGCCGCUCAUAGUGAAUUUUGCAUGAGGGUUCAUUGCAGGAAUCCAGGCAGGGUUUCAGUACCUCUUGCCUCAUCUUCUCAAGAGUGCCUUGAGAUUAAACAUCUUCAAAGCAUAUGGGACCAUUUUUCUUUGUCAAAAACAGCAGCUCUAACAGUACUGGUGAGCCCUACAUUGAAGCAAAUGCAAAGGCAAACCAUCAGAGAAUUACAAAAUCAUCUUAACAUUAUCCUAGUGAACUAGCCACUGUUUUUCAAUUCCUUCUUUUGUGUAAUUUUAAAGAUCACAGUUCUACUUAAAAAUAAAAGAAUAUAAACAAGGGGUCAGUCUGUCCUAGGUUUACAUUUUCCUCUGCCAGGCUAGUGUCAUCUUUUAUGUGGGUUUUCUUUGCAUGUAUUGCUCAAGACCUUGGAAUUUGCAUUGCCUUUGUUUUAAUUUGCCUUCAAGUUGCGCCAUAUUUUUUAUGGAUACACAUAAUCUUACAUGAUUUAAUAAAUGUAUUUACAUUUUAUUAUGUAUGUAAUUGAAUUCUACCUGUAGAAUUGUAACCUUGUAAAUUGAUAUGCAUGACAGUCUUGUAUAUAAAAAAAACUGUAGAUUAGUUCCUCUGUAAAGUUCAUGUAUUUCAAUGUAAAUGUAUCUAUUGUGCCCCUAACACUGUGAUAUUAAAAAAAAAAAAGUUUAA
Messenger RNA from Polyodon spathula (Mississippi paddlefish), 4467 nucleotides. Its product is annotated as probable E3 ubiquitin-protein ligase RNF144A-A. Gene Ontology annotation, cellular component: cytoplasm; ubiquitin ligase complex; Golgi apparatus. Gene Ontology annotation, molecular function: ubiquitin conjugating enzyme binding; ubiquitin protein ligase activity; zinc ion binding. Gene Ontology annotation, biological process: positive regulation of proteasomal ubiquitin-dependent protein catabolic process; ubiquitin-dependent protein catabolic process; protein polyubiquitination. The transcript has 11 exons. Lineage: Eukaryota; Metazoa; Chordata; Actinopteri; Acipenseriformes; Polyodontidae. The record is from RefSeq and is a predicted model, not a curated record. The coding region runs from base 881 to 1783 and encodes 300 amino acids.